This is a messenger RNA of Colletotrichum graminicola M1.001, 1398 nucleotides long. RefSeq names its product cytochrome P450. The record is from RefSeq and is a predicted model, not a curated record. The transcript has a single exon. The coding region runs from base 1 to 1398 and encodes 465 amino acids. NCBI's taxonomy places the organism in Eukaryota, Fungi, Ascomycota, Sordariomycetes, Glomerellales, Glomerellaceae. Gene Ontology annotation, molecular function: monooxygenase activity; heme binding; oxidoreductase activity, acting on paired donors, with incorporation or reduction of molecular oxygen.
AUGCCGAGUCCGAUCCCCCAGCCACCGGGUAUCCCCCUACUAGGAAACAUCUUCGACGUAGAUCCUAAGAACACCUGGUCUUCUUUGAAGACCCUCUCGGAAAAGUACGGCGAGAUCUUCCAGAUCAAAGUCUUUGGGCACACCAUCGUCUUCGUUGCUGGGGCUGCCCUAGCCGAAGAGCUCUGUGACGAGAAGCGGUUUCGCAAGUACGUUGGGGGCCCAAUCGUUGAGAUCAGAUACGCCGUCCACGAUGCGCUCUUCACAGCCUACGACCACGAAGAGAGCUGGGGCGUCGCCCACCGCAUCAUCGCGCCCAAGCUGACGCCCCAGUCUGUGGCGGAGCGCUUCGACGACAUGGUGAGCACCACCAACGAAUUGCUCGAGAAGUGGAAAGGCCUUGGCCCCAAUCAUGAGCUGUCCGCCAUUGGCGAGCUGAAUAGACUGAACUUGGAGGCGACGACGCUGGCGCUUUUUGGCAAGAAGCUCAACUGCUUGACCGGUCCUGAGCACCCGAUGCUCAAGGGCAUGGAGGACUCGACAUCCGAGGCGAUGCAGCGACCUAACAGGCCCGGCUUUUUGAACUGGUUUGUGUUCGGAGGCAAGUUCAAAAAGGCCACGAAGACGAUGAGAAACUAUGCGUCGGACUUGGUGGAGCAUCGCAGGACCAACCCUUCAGACCGCAAGGACCUCCUCGCCGCGCUCAUCAACGCAGCGGAUCCCGAGUCCGGAAAAUCCCUGACCAACUCGCAGGUCGUCGAUGAGAUCGUCUCCAUGCCCAUCGGCAGCAGCACCGCGCCGGGCCUGGUCAGCACCAUCAUCUAUCUUCUCCUGAAGAACCCGCACGUCAUCACCACCGCGCGGGCGGAGCUCGACCGCGUCGUCGGCGACGGCGAGCUGACUCACGCCCACCUUUCGCAGCUCCAUUACAUCGAGGGCAUCGUCCGCGAAGGUCUGCGACUUUCUUUCGCCGCGCCGGGCUUCAACAUCGAACCCAUCCCCAAGGAAGGUGACAAGAGCCCGAUUCUGCUUGCCGGGGGUCAAUACGAGAUCGCGCACAAUCAGCCCAUGAUUCUUGUUCUUGCGGGGGUGAACCGCGACCCUUCGGUGUUUGAGGACCCCUUGGAGUUCAAGCCCGAGCGCAUGGUGGGCGUGAAGUACGACGAGCUCCCGAUGGGCGCGAAGAGAUACUACGGCAACGGCAAGCGCGAGUGUAUCGGCAAGCACUACGCGUGGCUCUGGAACAUGGUUGUCGUGGCAAAGCUCAUCAAGGAGGUGGACUUCACAAUGGCGGAUCCGUCCUAUGAGUUGAAACAGGAUGGGUGGUUCAACCUGAGGCCAGUGGAUUUCUACGUGAAAGCGAAGCCGAGAGUAAUAAACAGCAAGGCGCCGGAGCUGUAA